Astrephomene gubernaculifera is the source of this 1550-nucleotide messenger RNA. The record is from the annotation of a GenBank genome assembly. NCBI's taxonomy places the organism in Eukaryota, Viridiplantae, Chlorophyta, Chlorophyceae, Chlamydomonadales, Astrephomenaceae.
AUCAUUAAUAGCAGAACGAAAGGACAAACGCUGUUUUCUGGGUUCUCUAUCUGGGGGAACUUCGUUUAGUUUGGGCACGCAUCUCCUGGCAUCCCUAUUCGUUGGCCUCUAGCAUCUUUAUAUCUGCAAGUCUUAUCCCAUCAAGACUGGCGUCAUGCCUAUGACCCAAGGGCGCCCUACGAAGCGGCAACGUAUUGCGGAUGUCAAUGACGGUGGAGGAGAACGGACAAGCAACAGCAGCAGCACCAGCCUCGACAGGUUGCCAUGUCCCGCGGUAGCCGUGCUGCUGCGCAAUGUAGACUGUCACUCGGCGGUGCUGCAGCGCCUUGCUGCCAGCCACCAGCCGCCACCGCAGCAGCAGCAGCAGGGCGGUCCCCGGCUCCUAGCUGUGGGUCCCGCUCGCCUGGGCCCCACGGCUCCGCAAGCCGGGCCGGGAGAGUCGCAACAACAGUUCCCGGCUGCGGUGCAAGCUGCUUCAGGGGCCAACGGGGCUGCUGAGGGGGACUUGGGCCGUGGAAUGUUGGCGUCUCAAGUUGAGGCUGCUUUGGCACGAGGUGGCAUCAUCAGAUGGAGGCCGGAAGAUGUCCAGGUCAUGUUGGCCCACAUUGCAACCUUGCCGCCUGGCCCGAACCUGCAGAGCGAGAAAGCUGUGAAGAAGCUGGGUUUGGCGCAUUUGCCGGACCCUGGAAACAAGCUUCGCUUGGCUGUCGCCGGAAAGGUAAUGAAAUUGCGAAACAUUUUGGCGAAUGGCGAAGACCCGCUGGAAGGCCGCUGCAGGCCCCGAGUGCCCCCCGGGACCUACAACUUCCGGGCCUGGCUGCGGCGUGCGUUCAUGGCCCUUCCCAACCAGGAGGGGACCAGUUCGGAUGCUGCAGCAAUCUUGGAGGCAGACCCGGAGAUAUCGCCCAAGCUGGACAGAAGGCCUGACCGAUACAACUCGAAGACGGCCAGAUGGCUACCCCACAUGCGACGCCAGGUGCUAGAGUACCCGGAGUUCGUUUUUACGGGUCGGAAGCGGGGUCGGAACAACAUAUACCGCUACGACACUCAGGUUGCUCAGGCGCUAGACGAGCGCCCCGCCAAGACUCGCAAGCGGGGCCUCCAGGGUGUGCCGCACCUGGGGAAGGCCAGCAACUGAUGAGCUGCAGCGCCGCAGCGGUCGCAGUGCAGCUGCGCCGAAUCUCCGGCUAGAAUGGCGGUGGUAGCGAGAAUGGCGACGCUGUGGAUGCUGCCGCAUGCAUACAUCCCAGCAGCAAACGCGGAAUUCGUAACCCUGUAGCCAUGACUUGUUCGAAGCUGUUGUACGGCUGUGCUGCAUGGACGGGAGGACCCCUGCACUUUGUCCUAGCGCUCUCUGGUCGAGGGUGAGAAUGCCGUGUGUGCCGGUGGGAGCCUCUAGGUUAAGUGAGGCCCAAUAGGACCAACGGCGAUCUGGCAGCGCGCAUUCUAGUAGUUCAGUAUGGCAGAGUGCAUCCAAGCCUAGUUAUAUAGCCCCUGUAUGUACGCGUGUGUACGGCAAUUCAUCCUCAAUGUCAUCGUUACCCCGCUCA